UACUGCUACCAUGGUGAAUUUCAUUAGGGACUUCUUGGGAAACAAUUCAAGUAGCUAUUCCUCCUCUUUUUUCCCCUUGUGGUAAAAUCAGCUGAAGGAUGCACCAGCUGCACCACCACCCCCCCCGGCAAGAAACAAAGUUCUGUCUGUUAGAGUUAGUGCUGUGGCUGGCUGAGGAGCUUUUUGAACAAAGGGAGUGGGGUCUUCGUCCCAAAAUACACACAUAUUUCAAUAACUAUAAACAAAAGGCAAGGGGCAACUCUUCCCUAAGGAAGGUUCUUCCUAUCCUCUGACCUGCAGUGAAACUUGAAGAAGUAGAUGAGGAGAGGCACACAAAAUUGUGUAUAUUUGCAUGUGUGUGUCAGUCAGUCAAUCAACCAGAGGAGGAGGAUUUUUUAAAAGUCCAAUUCAAACGAAGAGUCGCCGCUAGGGGCUGAAUUGCACAGAAUAAGCCGCCUAGUCUGGGGGCGGCGGAUGGACAGAAAGGAAGCAACCCUCCCUUGGCUGAGAGGAACAAUCGGAUGGUUAUUUUUGCAACGCCGUGGAGAAUAUUUUGCCGGCCUGUGGCUGGAUGAUUUUGUUUAAAGUACAGCUUGCGCUGUGGUAGAGGGAUUCGGCAUUUCGUGUUUAGGGACAGGACGGAGGCGUACACUGCAAACGCUACUCCGGAGUCUCCUGGGGGGUGCACAGAGCAAGCUCGCUGCCCGGCGGAGAGAGCGGAGGGAACGUCAUCUUUUCCUCGGACGGCAGUCUUUGAGCAACACCACCACCGAGGAAAACUCGGCCAUGACAGCAUCCAUAGAACCUCGAGGUUACAUGGAAGACCUCAAACAUUCCAUUGUGAUGCCUGAAAGUCCUACUAGCCAAAAUCCUGCUUUGUUGCAGACAGAUCCUUCCAGUCAGCUACCUUUUGCAACUUCACACACAGUGUCGAGUAAUAGCCAUGUCCUGAGAGGAGACAGUCCUCCUGCAGCUGAACACGUUUGGCAGCAAAAUAGUUCUACGUCCUCCUCGAUGCCACAGUUUUUGGGAAUGAGCAGCAGCAAGCCUAUAGGAAGUUAUUUCACUUCCCUGGAGUUUUCUGCUCCUGUUCACGAUGGCUCACACUUGUCUCACUUCCAGACCAAGAGACUCCAAACUGGGUCAUUUAACAGCCAGGGGAAUUCCUCAGCAGGGCAGCAGCAGGAACCUGGGGCUAAUACCAACAUCCCAGCUUUCCUCAAUUACAGCGGGAUCAGUGGCAGCAGCUGCCAGCCACUGGGAGAGAAACAUCCUGCUUUUGCAUCAAAUGUUAAUGGGUCUCCCCAAACUAUGAAAUCACUGGUAGACCGUGGCAUUUUGUCACAUGGAUUUUCUGCAGCUGCUUCUGGACACAACAUCCAAAACAGUCAAAAUCAACUAAACCAUGGAAUGAAAAUACACCCUCAGCCCCUUCUCCCAGAGAAGAAGAGGACAUCCGAGGGAGACUGUUCUUUUAGCUCCAUCUCACCUUCUUCAAGCGGCUUCUGCAGCCCACAUAGUGGAAGCACUAUCAGCAUUCCAUUUCCUAAUAUUCUCCCAGAUUUCUCUAAAGUUUUAAACACUUCACCAUUGCCAGAAAAUACAGUUGACAAGCAUGUGACUGUAAAGUUUGUCCAAGACACUUCAAAGUUCUGGUAUAAACCGGAGAUUUCAAGAGAGCAAGCCAUUGCUAUCCUGAAGCACCAAGAACCUGGAUCAUUCAUUGUCCGUGAUAGUCACUCUUUCAAGGGAGCCUAUGGCCUGGCCAUGAAAGUUGCUAUACCUCCUCCUUCAGUGUUGCAUCUGAACAAGAAAGUUGAAGAUCUGUCCAAUGAACUUGUCAGGCAUUUUCUGAUUGAGUGCACCCAUAAGGGAGUGAGGUUGAAAGGAUGCCCCAAUGAACCAUAUUUUGGGAGUUUGACAGCUUUGGUGUAUCAACAUUCCAUUACUCCUCUGGCACUGCCCUGCAAGCUACUCAUCCCAGACCAAGACCCACUGGAAGAGAUGAUUGAAACAACCCCACAGACUGCCACAAACUCUGCUGCAGAGCUUCUGAAGCAAGGGGCAGCAUGCAAUGUUUGGUACCUGAAUUCUAUUGAAAUGGAGUCCCUCACAGGUUUUCAGGCAGUGCAAAAGGCCAUGAGUUUAACACUGGCUCAAGAGUCUCCUCCCAUAUGCACUGUGGUCCAUUUCAAAGUUUCUGCACAGGGCAUCACAAUGACAGACAAUCAGAGAAAACUCUUCUUUAGAAGGCAUUAUCCAGUCAACACUGUCAUUUUCUGUGCUUUGGAUCCACAGGACAGGAAAUGGAUGAAAGAUGGUCUUUCAGCAAAGGUGUUUGGUUUUGUUGCAAGGAAGCAAGGCAGUGCCACUGAUAAUGUGUGCCACUUGUUUGCAGAGCAUGAUCCAGAGCAACCUGCCAGUGCUAUUGUAAACUUUGUAUCAAAGGUCAUGAUAGGUUCCCAGAAGAAGAAGUGAAAGCUUCCAACAUGAACUUACAGGAUGGAGGUGGUGGCAAAGCAUUUUCUGCACAGUCUACAUCUAGCUGUUUCCCAGGAGGACAUUCCACCUGCAUAGAAAUAUUAGGAGUGCCAUCCAUACUUCAAUAAUAUCAUCUCACCAUGUGACAAAGAACUGCAGUGUUAAGUGAAGAAGGAAGCUGGAAAUCGGCAAGAUCCCUAGAGCCCAUUUCUGAACAAACUUUGGAAGAAAUACUUAAAGCAAGGGAGCUGAAGGUUGAAACACAUUUUUCAUAUACUGCUUUCUGAUUUUUUAGCCACAUUGGGAUAGAAUGGAGGGUAGGAAACAGCACUUCACCCAUUUAAUCAGACACAUUACAUUGCUUUUAUCUGGAGUCCUAGCUCAGGCCAGAGCUACAUAUGAGGAAAUCACAAAGAGGGGGAGAACAGUCUCUGGAUGCAUUUAUUGGGAAGAAUUGGUAGGCACAGGAUGGGUUUUAAUUGCAGGUUCUUCUUUAUAAUUAGUAUUGCAUUACUAUUAUCUCAGAAAACUCUGUUUUGGGAACAAAUCUACUGAUCUAACAUAUAUUUCCACCCUUACACAUUUGCUGUACUUGCACUGAUGGUAGCCAUGGCCUAAGUGAACAGACCAGGACUGCUUGUUCUUCAUUUUAUAUAACAGUGAUGGUAAUAAAACUUAAAAUGGAAAUAUGUAUGUUCAGAGGAAAUUGGUACAAGAUUAUUUGGUCUGGUGCAGAGAGAGAGAGGUUUCUGGAGAUUUACUUUGUGAACAGGAGUAAGGAUACUUUUAACUAGUGUGAAGGUAAAUGGGGGAGAAAAAUGUGAUGCAGUGAAAGUUUGGUAUGCUAUUUUUUAUGUUACUUCAUAUAUGAAGAAUUAAGCAAGUGCAGUAAUGCUCUUUUGAUGGUUGCAGGACACAAAUGAGGGGAAAGCACACAAGUGAACAACUUUGAACAACAUAAUAUAUGCUUUUGUCAGAUUGUUUAUAGCAGGGUUGGGUAACCUUUGCACUUCCAGAUGUUGCUGGACUCCCAGCCAGGCCCGCCCUUAGCAUGUGCGGGGCCCAGGGCAAAAGCAUAGUUGCCCCCACCCCCACAUUCUUUCUCUCUCUGUAUAUGUAUUUAUACACGAAUAUACAAAAAUUGAUUGGGGAGGUAGGAUUUUUAAACUGUGGAUCGUUAAGUGGGGUGAGAAUUUAGCUGCAUGUGACUGGGUAGGUUCAAUUUACUUAAUGGAAAGUAAAACUCUCCGGUCGCCUGGGCCCAGCAUCUCCAAGUCUCCAAGCCACGCCCCUGGACCCUCUUCACCUCAACUUGUGUUGAUACAACCACUGUAGCGUUGAAAAUCGCUGCGGUAAGCCGUCAAGCGCUCCCUGCACUGGUCGCCAGUUUCUGAGACUAUAUAUGCAGAUCGCCAAGUGUGGACCCCCCAAAGCGCAGGGCCCGGGGCAACUGCCCUGCUUCCCUAUGCCUAGGGGUGGCUCUGCUCCCAACUCCCAUGAGUCCCAGCCAGCAUGGCCAACGUUCAGAGAUGAUGAGGGUUGUAGUACAACAUCUAGAGAGCACAUGUUUCCCCACCCCUGUAAUGUAAAACAUUAAAUGUUCUGUAAAUGUUCUGAUCCUGGACAUACUGUUGAGCUCUAGAACACUUUGAGGGCACCAUUCAUUUUGAUAGGAUUUAUGCAGAAGGCCCAUUAAAGCCCUGAAAUGAAUGGGGAUUCUGGUGCAGCACCACUUGGACAAAUGAUUUUUAUGUAUAUUGUAUUCCAUCAGCAUGUAGACAAACUUGCUUGAGCCUUGCUGUAGGAAGUAGAGUUUCAUAUUUUGGCUUUAACAGCAGCCUUUACGUUUACAGUGAAAUACUUUCAUAUCAUUUUCUAUUUUUUAAGAUGCAUCUACAUUAUAGUUUUAUUAUGAAAUUCAAUUUGUAUGGAUGGUUUUUAAAGCUGAUUUUUAUUUUCAAUAUCUGGAAUAAAUAAAAAAUUGGAAAGGGGAAAAUUAUAUUUUUGGCCUACUUACCCAUAUUUUCAAAAUGAUCGUGCUCUGAUUUGACAAUUUGUGCAUCGUUAUGUUUAAUUUUAUGCUUAUGGAGGCUUUUUGAUGUUGGUUUAUAGUUGGUUUUUAUAACAUUUGUUGUAUGUCACAAUUUCUUGUGAUUCCUUCACACACAAACCCAAUGGGAUUUGGGAUCCCAUGCCACUGUGUGAAUCUUCAACCAUGUAAGUGGUGCCAAUUGUGUAGCUCUUUACCACUGAACAAAGAAGGUAAUUGAGUCCGAAUAGAAUGGUGAUUGAAACAUUAUAGCAAUAUUCCCUGGCACUAAAGGAACUGGGCUUAAACCUCAAACCAGAUAUGUCCAAAUCACACAACUGAAUAUGCAGGUUGCAAGGAAACAUCAGUACAUCAAAGGGCUUGAUGAGGCUCUUGUGGUUGAUGUAUAUGUGAUUUUAUAAAGCACAGGGUUGGUGUGAUACUUAAUUGAGUGCAUUGAAAUAUUACCUAUCAGAAUGUGUUGAGACUGGAUAAACGAAGAUGCUGGGAUUCCACAAAGAGUAUGAUUGUUUGCUUUCCCCAUUCCUCCACUAAAUUCAGAAUUUCAUGAAUUGCAGAUAGAAACAAUGUCAAUGUAACCUUAAAAUUGUUUGUAAUUACUUUCUUUGGCUUGGUGGUUGUGCGAUAUACCAGGGGUGUAUUCCAUAUAAUACCAGGGGUGGUUAACCUAUGGCAGUCCAGACUACAGCUCCCAUCAGCAUAGCAAGUAUGGCUAGUGGUUACAGAUCACAGUAUGAACCAAAAUCAUAUAAUUAAACCCUUGAUGACACACACAGCACAUAUGUAGCAUAAUAUGCACAAAACACAUUCAGAUGACUGGUGUGGAAAUUAGAGAUCUAAUAAGCUCUGGGUGUCUUCCACCAGGCAUGGAUGCUGCACAGCCUCUCACUUACUUCAGUGGGGCUUGUGCCAGAACUGCAGAGGGCAAUGCCCUCUGGAUUGCAUCAGAGGUUUUUAUAGUAAAAUGGCUCCUAUUUAGUCAAUAGUCAUUUUAGGCCAUAUAUGUUAGUGGGUUGUGUUUUUCAUUUUUACUUUUCUCACUAUGUUUAUAAAAAGUAUCCAGUAUGUAAAUAAAUGUUCUAUAAAUUCUUUGUAUAGAUUUUGUCUGAUCUUUGAAA
Molecule: messenger RNA, 5649 nt
Organism: Rhineura floridana
Lineage: Eukaryota; Metazoa; Chordata; Lepidosauria; Squamata; Rhineuridae
Gene: TNS3
Product: tensin 3
Exons: 12
Coding region: 787-2478 (563 amino acids)
Molecular function (GO): protein binding
Source: RefSeq, a predicted model, not a curated record